This is a messenger RNA of Aspergillus campestris IBT 28561, 431 nucleotides long. RefSeq names its product DASH complex subunit DAD1. The coding region runs from base 96 to 377 and encodes 93 amino acids. Gene Ontology annotation, cellular component: mitotic spindle pole body; DASH complex; mitotic spindle. The record is from RefSeq and is a predicted model, not a curated record. NCBI's taxonomy places the organism in Eukaryota, Fungi, Ascomycota, Eurotiomycetes, Eurotiales, Aspergillaceae. The transcript has 3 exons.
GACAGCAUAACCAGAUAUCAGUACUCAAGAAUCCAUCUCGAUAACUCUUUCAUUCCCUAGUUAAAUCUAUCUUAUCAGAACGAUUACCACACACCAUGUCCCGGUCAUCCACACCCACCGUCUUCGAACAGCAGCGCGAGGACCUCGUCCGCGAGAUCGCCGUGGGCAUGGAACAAGUCCUCCAGAACAUCAACCGGUUGAAUCGUAAUCUGGAAAGUAUUAUCUCGGUCGGGAAUGAGUUUGGCUCGGUCGAGGCGCUCUGGUCCCAGUUUGAGAACUUCAUGGGGCGACCGGAGCAAGAAGGGAAGGACUCUGCGGCGUCCCGUGAGGAGGAAGGCCGGCACGAUGAGUCGGAAGGGGAGAGGCAUAGUUCGUGAAGAUUGCGGAGACUUUUUAUUAUGUUUACACGUUCAUAGAUUGAUAGAUACCCU